This is a messenger RNA of Coregonus clupeaformis (lake whitefish), 3934 nucleotides long. Its product is annotated as semaphorin-3F-like. The transcript is spliced from 19 exons. The record is from RefSeq and is a predicted model, not a curated record. Gene Ontology annotation, biological process: axon guidance; neural crest cell migration; positive regulation of cell migration. The coding region runs from base 386 to 2806 and encodes 806 amino acids. Lineage: Eukaryota; Metazoa; Chordata; Actinopteri; Salmoniformes; Salmonidae. Gene Ontology annotation, molecular function: chemorepellent activity; semaphorin receptor binding.
GCCUCCAGUAGCCUACAGAGCUGUGGUUUGUAUGCCGCGUUUCAACUUUAGCAACUGCUCAAUUUCAAGGAAUAACAGAUAUUAACGAGAACAACAAAGUGGGAUUGUGUGUAUGCUCGAGACAAGAGUAGAGAAUAGGAGACAAAUAUUGCAAGUUUAGGAGAUUGCCAAGUUCAUUUGGAGCCAUAGCUUUGUUGCCGGGAAAUCGUGCAGGAUCUCCGCGGCUUCAUUCGUACAUUGGGGACGGAGAAGGCGAAUUUAGUAGGAUUUUGUUAACUGCCUUCUAAAUGACUGUUAUGACUGGAAUCGACAUAAUUUCCAACGGGCAAUAAUAACCAGGUACCUGGACUCUCUCUCCUCCUCUGUGUCUGGAAGCGGAGGGACCAUGCUGUGGGACAAACUGUGGUGGCUGUCCACCUUGCUGGCCCUGUCUGCCCAGGCACUACCCACACUGCCCAUUGAGCCCCUCUCUGCCCCUCGGGUUUUCCUCUCCUUCAAAGAGCUGAGGUCUACUGGCACUGCCCACCACUUCUCCUUCCUGCUCAACUCAACUGACUACCGUAUCCUGCGUAUGGACGAGGACCACGACCGCAUGUACGUCGGCAGCAAGGACUACAUCCUGUCCCUGGACCUGCAUGACAUCAACAAGGAGCCGCUCAUAAUUCACUGGCCUGUGGCUCCUCAGAGGAAGACAGAGUGUGUUUUGUCGGGGAAGGAUACCAACGGGGAAUGUGGGAACUUCAUCCGUUUGAUCGAGCCGUGGAACCGGACCCACCUAUACGUGUGUGGAACAGGGGCCUACAACCCCAUCUGCACCUAUGUGGACCGCGGACGCAGGUCCCAGGCCCACUACCUGCAGGUGGCCCAGUCCGGAGGGAGGACCAACCGGGCGGCAGAUUUCAGCACUACAGCAGGGCCUGUGGAGCCAAAGGAAUAUAUCUUCCGUUUGGAGCCAGGCAAAGUGGAUUCGGGGAAAGGCAAAUGUCCUUACGACCCUAAACUCAACAGCGUCUCAGCUUUGAUCAAUGGGGAGCUCUACGCAGGGGUCUACAUUGACUUCAUGGGGACAGACGCGUCCAUCUUCCGUACUCUGGGGAAACAGACAGCCAUGAGGACGGACCAAUACAACUCCAUAUGGUUAAAUGAUCCCACAUUCAUCAAGGCGCACCUCAUCCCAGACAGUGCUGAGAAGAACGAUGACAAGCUCUACUUCUUCUUCCGGGAGAAGGCUUCAGAGAUGGGCCAGAGUCCCAUGGCCCAGUCCAGGAUAGGCAGGAUCUGUCUGAAUGAUGAUGGUGGACACUGCUGUCUGGUCAACAAGUGGAGCACUUUCCUGAAGGCCAGACUCAUCUGCUCUGUACCUGGAGUGGACGGCAUAGAGACCCACUUUGAUGAGCUCCGAGACGUGUUCAUCCAGCCAACUCAGGACAUCAAGAAUCCUGUCAUCUAUGGCGUGUUCUCAGUUUCAGGGUCAGUGUUCAAGGGCUCAGCAGUGUGUGUCUACUCCAUGGCUGACAUCCGUCAGGUCUUCAAUGGACCCUAUGCUCACAAGGAGGGGCCCAACUACCAGUGGGUGGCCUACACUGGGAAGAUCCCCUACCCUCGGCCUGGGACGUGUCCCGGAGGUACGUUCACCCCCAACAUGAAGUCCACUAAGGAUUACCCAGACGAGGUGAUUAACUUCAUGCGGAACCACCCCACCAUGUACAACGCUGUGUACCCAAUACACAAGCGCCCCCUGGUGGUCCGGAACAAUGUGGACUAUGAGUUCACCACCAUCACUGUGGACCAGGUGGCCGCUGCCGAUGGGAGCUACGAGGUCCUAUUCCUGGGGACAGACAGGGGGACGGUUCAGAAGGUGAUUGUCCUACCCAGAGAUGACCUGCAGACAGAGGAGCUGGUUCUGGAGGAGGUGGAGGUGUUCAGGGUGCCAACUCCCAUAACCACCAUGAAGAUUUCAUCCAAAAGGCAACAGCUGUACGUGGGUUCAGUGUUGGGUGUGACCCACCUUGCCCUCCAUCGCUGUGACGUGUACGGGGAGGCGUGUGCUGACUGCUGCCUGGCCCGGGACCCUUACUGCGCCUGGGACGGCAAGUCCUGUACCCGCUACUCUGUCUCGCAAAAGAGAUCUGACCCCUCUAGGCGCAGCCGUCGACAGGAUGUAAAGUAUGGUAACCCAAUCCACCAGUGCAGAGGCUAUAACUCUAACGCCAAUAAGAACACGCUGGAGAUGGUGCAGUAUGGGGUGGAGGGCAGCACUACGUUCCUGGAAUGUCAGGCCAGGUCCCCUCAUGUGUCUCUAAAAUGGCACCUGCAGAGGGAGAACAGCGACAGGAGGAAAGAGAUCCGCUCUGAGGGCCGGACAGUGAAAACAGAGCAAGGUCUCCUGCUGCGUUCCCUCCAGUCGUCCGACAGCGGAGUCUACCAGUGCACGUCCACAGAGAAGAACUUCAAACACACGUUGGUCAAGCUGCAGCUGGUGGUCCUGUCCAGCCGCACGGUCAACAACGUCCUGGUGGAGACGGGCAGCCCGGCCCAACCACCCCUCCAGUCCAGCGCAUGGACCCCCAGCGCGGGUCAGUACAAGGACCUGCUGACCAUCCUGAGCCAGCCGGAGAUGGGCCUGAUCAACCAAUACUGUCAGGACUACUGGCAGCUGGGAGAGGGCAGUCCGGGGGACCCCAUACUGGCCAUCAGCAAGGCCAGGGGACUCAAGGAGCUGAAAGAGCAGAAGAAGCCCCGCAACCGCCGGCAUCACAAUGAUGAGGAUGACGAAGAUGAGCACACCAACCCAGCCGAGACAUGAAUCCCUGGACUUACACCACAGGCCACACACUACCCCCUACACCCUGACACACAACCCCUUGUCCCCUCCACUCUCUCCCUCUCUGCACACCCCUCCAAAAAUGGGAAAGACUUCAAUUUAAAGGAUUCAAAAACUGAAUGAUCAAAAGCAACAAGAAAGAGAAACCACUACAAAAAGCAACAAUAGCAAGCAACAAACAGAUUAUUCUUAACUGUUAAAAAAAGAUACACAGUAUUUAUUGUAGGUUGUACAUAGUAAGAUUCUGUGGAUUUCUUUGUACUUAAAUAGAAAACAAGGCUUUUUUUGUGAAUAGGUAGAUCUGUGCAAAUAUUAUUGUUAUUAUAAUGCUAUUAUUGUUGUUAGUGUCAUUGUUUAUUACAAAUUGUGUUAUUAUAUUGCAAAGAUCUUUAUGUUCUGUCUUUUGGAGGAAGCGCAGCAAAACAUUGAAAGGACAUUUGAAAGUGUAAAUAUCUCCAGCUGUAUGGACUGAUAAGAAUGCCUUCAGAAAGGUUUUAGUAUGUUGGCUCCAUGUUGGGUCAUUUGACUGCUGGCAGUAUGUAGUCUUUGAGGUGGGAGGAGUCAGAUCACGGAUGGAGUGAUGACUCAGAACCUCCCCCAAAGCCAUGAUGGACAGUUAAUUCCCACAGCCAAUGGACUAUAAGGAUGGCACUUCAUAGCAUUUCAUUGGACACGCAGAGGAAAUGCCCAUAGGAGACUGCAGCUUUAAGUUUGUCCCACGGCCACAGAGAGACACUAGAGUGAAAGGUCUUGUGGGAAAUAACAUCCUCCUCUUCCUUCGCCCGCUGAACUGACACUAGGGUGAAACAAGACUUAACCCCAAAUCCCCUGUGUUCCACUCUUCUUGGGCCAUGUGGUCCAAUCUGGCUUUCAUUCAACCCCAUGUGUUACAUUUACAUUCAUAUUCCCAGUCUCUUCCAGAACUAGUUGAUGUGGGCUGUUUGUGUAGAAUAUGUGUAACUAUAACACUCAAUGUUGUACCCUUGAGGCCGUGAUGGUUAGAAUAAGCUGUUUUGGGGGGGGGACUUUGUUUGUUGUCAUGGGAUUUAAAUAACAUUGCCUUCUCUUUGUACACCGUUGUUCAAUUGAGAUUAAAAUUUCAAGCAGGCA